This is a messenger RNA of Schistosoma spindalis, 1206 nucleotides long. The record is from the annotation of a GenBank genome assembly. Lineage: Eukaryota; Metazoa; Platyhelminthes; Trematoda; Strigeidida; Schistosomatidae.
AGUUGAAUUCAUUUGAAUGAAUAAUUCAUAAAUAAAGGAAGAUACUACUUAUUUAUGAAAAUGUCUAUUAAUUCAUAUGGUAAACGUAAUUGGAAUAAUGAAGAUUAUUUAUUAACAAAUUAUACACAACAUUAUAAUGAUAAACAAAAAAAUCUAUCCUAUUGUUUAACAGAUCAUUUCAAUCAAUGUUCAACAAUACAUGAUACUAUUACUACUACUACUACUACUACUAAUAAUAAUAGUAGUAGUAACAAUGAUAAUACUAUUGAACAUAUACCACUCUCAUCUUCGAUAUCAUCAACAUCAUUAUCUCAAUAUCAACCUCCAAUAAAACGUGUUGCUAAUGAACGUGAACGUACACGUACAGCUAGUGUAAAUGAUGCAUUUCUUAUGUUACGUAAUUUAAUACCUACAGAACCAAUUAAUAGAAAAUUAUCAAAAAUUGAAACAUUACGUUUAGCUUCAUCAUAUAUAUCACAUUUACAUGCUAUACUUAUAACUGGUUCAGGACCAGCAGAUCAACCAUGUUUAAAACAUCAACAAAUUUAUCAUUAUAAUAAUAUAACUAAUUUAGAAACUACUUAUAAUGAUAUUAGUAAUAAUGAUAAUCAUGAAAAUCUUAAAGAUAAAAUCAAUAAAAAUCAAAUCAUUUUUAAUCAGAAUAAACGAUAUAAUCGAUCAGUAUGUACAUUUUGUGUGACUGAAAUGAAACAACAUCAACGUACUAUUAAUAAAGAGACAAUUUUAUCAAAUGGACAAUGAAUUCUAUUGAUUAUUUGUUUAUUUAUUUGUUUGUUGUUGUUGUGUUGUUUUUUUAAAUGAUGUACAGUUAUUUUGUUUGUUUGUUUUUUUUAUUGUUGCUUUUUUUCCUUUUUUUCUUUUUCUCUUCAAAAUUUGAAUCGACAUUUAUUGUUUCUUUUUUUGUUGUUUUUGUUGUUGUGAUGUUUAAAUGACCAAAUAAAUAAACAUGGAAGAUAAUGACGAUUAUUGAAUGUUGAAGGAAUGGAAUGAUAUUUCACCAAUGAAUAAAUGAAUGAAUGAGUGAUCUUAUUGUGAAAUGUGAUCAUGGAUCUAAUGAAUAAUAUAUGUGAAGGUAAUAGAAUUCUAAUGGAAUAUAGUUAUUAGUAGUAUUGUUAUUAAGAUCUAUUAUGAUUAUUUAGUUGAUAUUGUAAUUUGUAUUGUAAUGCAAAUAAACAUAAGUCUUUU